AUGAAAAAUCACCCAUUCCAUUUAGUAGAAAAUAGCCCAUGACCUUUAACAGGAUCAAUAGGACUUAUGUCAAUAACCUCAGGGACAGUUAUAUGAUUUCACUAUAAUCAAAUAUGAUUAAUAAUAAUUGGUACAAUUAUUACUUUAUUAACUAUAAUUCAAUGAUGACGAGAUGUCGUCCGAGAAUCAACAUUUCAAGGAAUACACACUAAUAAAGUAAUUAAAAGAAUAAAAUGAGGGAUAAUUUUAUUUAUUACCUCAGAAAUUUUAUUUUUUUCAUCUUUCUUUUGAGCGUUCUUUCAUAGAAGAUUAUCACCUAAUGUAGAAAUUGGGAUGCAAUGACCCCCUAUAGGAAUUAAAUCUUUCAACCCUAUAAGAAUCCCUAUAUUAAACACAAUAAUCCUAUUAUCUUCAGGAGUAUCAAUUACUUGAGCACAUAAUGCAAUUUUAAAUAACAAAUUUAUACAAACUAUACAGAGUAUAAUAAUAACAAUUGGUUUGGGUUUAUAUUUCACUUUACUCCAAGCUAUUGAAUAUUUUGAGGCACCAUUCACAAUUGCAGACUCUAUUUAUGGUUCAACAUUUUUUAUAAGAACUGGAUUUCAUGGUAUUCAUGUAAUUAUUGGAACAAUCUUUAUUAUAGUGUCAAUAGUACGAGUAAAAAAAUUACAUAUAAGUAGAACACACCAUGUAGGAUUCGAAUCAGCAGCUUGAUAUUGACAUUUUGUAGAUGUUGUCUGACUAUUUUUAUAUAUCUCAAUUUAUUGAUGAGGAAAUUAA
This is a messenger RNA of Macrosteles quadrilineatus (aster leafhopper), 780 nucleotides long. The record is from the annotation of a RefSeq genome assembly. Lineage: Eukaryota; Metazoa; Arthropoda; Insecta; Hemiptera; Cicadellidae.